This is a messenger RNA of Juglans microcarpa x Juglans regia, 984 nucleotides long. RefSeq lists its product as uncharacterized. Gene Ontology annotation, molecular function: zinc ion binding; nucleic acid binding. The transcript has a single exon. The record is from RefSeq and is a predicted model, not a curated record. NCBI's taxonomy places the organism in Eukaryota, Viridiplantae, Streptophyta, Magnoliopsida, Fagales, Juglandaceae. Bases 1 to 984 code for a protein of 327 amino acids.
AUGGCGGCUCGUCGUCGAGUUCGAAGCCUUGAAGAUUUGAACGAAAACAACAACGAUGGGGGUUGCACGUUUGAACAAUUUAAUCGAACGCAUCCUCCUAUCUUUGAUGGAAGAGGUGAUACGAACACAGCGGAUGAUUGGAUACAAGACAUUAAAGAAAUAUUCAGUGUUUUGGAGUGUACUGAUCAACAAAAGGUUCGGUUCGCAGCUUUUAAAUUGACUGGAGAAGUGAAGAGAUGGUGGAAUUCUGAAAAAGUCAUCAAGGAAGUUGAAGGUUCCGGAGUGAUUGUUUGGGCUCAAUUCAAGCAGAAUUUCUUUGAUCGAUUUUUCCCUAAGGCUGAUAGGGAAGCAAGAGCUCGAGAGUUCACCAACUUGGUGCAAGGGACCAUGACUGUGCGCCAGUAUGCUGCAAGGUUUGUGGAAUUAUCAUGCUUUGCCGCAUACUUGAUUCCUGAUGAGGAGAAAAAGACCAGGAAGUUUGAGGAAGGCUUGAACUACAGGAUUUAUGAACGAGUGAUGGUCUUACAGAUUCAGAAUUUUUCAGAAUUAGUGCACAAGGCGAUGCUAGUUGAGCAGAAUCUCAAGAGGGGUGCUGAAUUGCAAGAACAGAGGAAGAGAGCUGCUCCACAAGGAUUCUCUAGUUCGGAUCAAGGGCAAUGGAAGAGGAGAAAUGAGGGAAGCAGUUCAAGUCAGAGACAUAUACAGGAAAAUCAUACAUCUAACCUCUGCAAAUUCUAUAACCGCAUACACGUUGGGGAGUGCAGAAAGGAAGUGGGAUCAUGUUUCAAAUGUGGUAAGGAUGGGCACUUCAUCAGAGAAUGUCCAUUGCUUGCAGAGAACAACAGAAGGCCCAACCCACCUCAAAACUUUAGGCCUAAUAACAAAGGCAACAAUCAGCGAAGGACUGUGCCGGCACGGGUGUUUGCUUUGACACCGGGAGAAGUUGAGGACAAGAAUGAUGUCAUCACAGGUAAAAUUUUCUGA